Molecule: messenger RNA, 1120 nt
Organism: Lactuca virosa
Lineage: Eukaryota; Viridiplantae; Streptophyta; Magnoliopsida; Asterales; Asteraceae
Source: the annotation of a GenBank genome assembly
AUGCCUAGGCUGUGGUCUGAAUAUCGUGGGGUAUGUAGCCCCCAGACGCACCCUAUCCAGCAUCGAACUUUGCCUAGGCUGUGGUCUGAAUAUCGUGAAGGGGAGGCUUCGGACCGAGGGGGGAAGGUGGCUCGCAGAGGAGAGGGCACGAGGCGGAGCUCGGAAGGUGCCAGCGCAAGGCCACGCGUCAGAUCAGGAGAGGACCGCACCGCGGAUGCGAGGAGUCACUGCACACUUGUCAGAUGUGCGAGGGCCGAGACUUCGGUCGAAUCCGGAAGUGACACGCAAUUGCCAGCUGCUCGGAUGACUCAACCAUUUCGGACACGUGGCACAUUUUGGGUGAGGGUGACGUGGCCGAAGUUGGGCCAUGCGAAAUUCCUCGGAUUUUGUGCAAAAACUUCUAAAAUCCAUAACUUUCGCAUACGAGCUUCGUGUUUGACGUUCUUUAGACUUCGUAGCUUCUGCGCCACCUUCAAAGGAGACGGUUCUUAUUCCGGCGUCAGAAGAAUGCCUAAAGUGAAGACAAACCGUGUUAAAUACCCAGAGGGAUGGGAGCUCAUAGAACCUACUCUUCGUGAAUUACAAGGAAAAAUGAGAGAAGCUGAGAAUGAUCCACACGAUGGGAAGAGAAAAUGUGAGACACUAUGGCCUAUUUUCAAAAUUGCACACCAAAAGAGUCGUUACAUAUUUGACCUUUAUCAUCGAAGGAGAGAAAUUUCAAAGGAAUUGUUUGAAUUUUGCUUGGAUCAAGGGUAUGCAGAUCGUAAUAUCAUUGCCAAGUGGAAAAAGCCAGGAUAUGAACGACUUUGUUGUUUAAGAUGCAUUCAGCCACGUGAUCAUAACUUCCAAACAACGUGUGUUUGUAGAGUCCCAAAGCAUCUGAGAGAGGAAAAGGUUAUAGAGUGUGUGCAUUGUGGUUGCAAAGGGUGUGCAAGUGGAGAUUAACAACUUACCUUGCAUUAAGUACUAUCGAUGCUUAGUUGCUCACAUAUUGUAUUAUGCUUGAAUUUAUUUCAACUUUAUCACUUGUUUUGGUGGUGUUAACAAGAUGAUUAACCUUUUGGUAUAAAAAUGGUUGUCAUGUAUGCUAAUGUGGUUGGAAAUUAGUUUACGUAUGGAC